This is a messenger RNA of Talpa occidentalis (Iberian mole), 3471 nucleotides long. It is a transcript of the gene HMMR, whose product is annotated as hyaluronan mediated motility receptor. The record is from RefSeq and is a predicted model, not a curated record. Gene Ontology annotation, molecular function: hyaluronic acid binding. Gene Ontology annotation, cellular component: membrane. The coding region runs from base 302 to 2404 and encodes 700 amino acids. The transcript has 19 exons. NCBI's taxonomy places the organism in Eukaryota, Metazoa, Chordata, Mammalia, Eulipotyphla, Talpidae.
ACUGCACAUGCGCAGGGAUGUCUACGGGCUCAAAGCGUGUUCGUUUUUCCCAUUCAGUGUCCAUUCAGAACACUGACAGGGCCCAGUGGGGAAGAGCUGAAACGCUGAGAAGUUUACAUCCCAGGCACAGUGGGAGAAGUUUUGGAGCAGCAAAGCGGCAACUCACUGGAGUGUCAUCUAUGUGACGCCAAAACUUUAAAACGCCUCAGGGACCAAAAGAGUUGCCUUGGAAUGGUCAUCCUCCCUGCCAUCCCUCUUUAUUUACACGAGAUUCUAGGCUGGAGUAAACAGCUUUUCAGAGAUGAGUAUAAGCUGUGCUCCAUCUCCAGGUGCUUAUGACGUGAAAACUUCAGAAGUUUUAAAAGGACCUGUAUCCUUUCAGAAAUCACAAAGAUUUAAGAAACAGAAUGAAUCUCAACAAAGCCUUAAUAUUGACAAAGAUACUAUUCAACUUGCUUCAGCAAGAAAAGUUAAGACUUUGGGAUCAAAGAAGAAAUCUCAAAAGAAUGAUAAAGAUUUGAAGAGUUUGGAAAAGGAGAUUCGUGUUCUUAUGCAGGAACGUGGUGUCCGGGACAAGCAGAUCCACGAUCUGGAAGCUGAGUUGGAGAAGGUGGAAGCAAAACUAAAUGCUGCAGUCAGGGAGAAAACAUCUCUGGCUGCAACUAAUGCUUCCCUGGAAAAACAGCUGAUGGACUUAGCUAAGUCCAAUGAACUAUUAAAAAAUAAGUUUUCUGAAAAUGGUAAGAAGAACAUGAACAUCUUAAGCCUAGAGUUGAUGAAACUUCGAAACAAAAGAGAAACAAAGAUGAGGAGUAUGAUGGCGAAACAGGAAGGCAUGGAAGUGAAGCUGCAGGUCACCCAGAAGAAUCUCGAAGAGUCUCAGGGGAAAAUUGUACAACUUGAAGGGAAACUUGCUUCAAUAGAGAAAGAAAAGAUUGAUGAAAAUUGUGAAACAGAAAAGCUCUUAGAAUACAUUAAGGAAAUCAGUUGUGCAUCAGAUCAAGUGGAAAAAUACAAACUAAAUAUUGCCCAGUUAGAAGAAAAUUUGAAGGAAAAGAAUCAUGAAGUUUUAAGCCUGAAGCGGGCCCUUGAGGAAAGUAUUAUGUUGUCUAAACAAGCAGAAGAUCUGAAUGCUAAAUGUCAGCUGCUGGAAGAAGAAAAAGCAGACCUUAUCAACAGGGAUAGACAACGGCAGGAAAAUCUAAAUUCUGAAAUGCAAGACUUAAAAGAGAAGCUUAUUCUUGAAAAACAAGAGCAUGAAAAGCUACAACAAAAAGAGUCACAAAUGGAAUCACUUCUACAACAAGAGAAGGAAUUGUCCUCUAGUCUCCAGCAGAAGCUAUAUACUUUUCAAGAGGAAAUGACUAAAGAAAGGAGUUUAUUUGAAGAAGAAUUAAAGCAAGCACUAGAUGAACUUGAUAAAUUGCAGCAAAAGGAGGAACAAGCUGAAAAACUGGUCAAGCAGUUGGAAGAGGAGACACAAGCUAGAGCUGAAGAAUUAAAACUUCUAGAAGAAAAGCUGAAAGGGAAAGAAGCUGAGCUGGAGAAAAAUAACUCUGUGCACACUGAAGCCAUGCUGUCCUGGCAGGAGAAGUUGAAGAGUGCAAUGCAAGACCUUGGUGAUAUUACUGCUCAGUUUGAGAGCUAUAAAACAUUAACAGCUAGUGAAAUAGAAGACCUUAAGCUGGAGAAUUCAUCACUUGAGGAAAAAGUGGCCAAGGCUACGAGGAAUGCAGAAGAUUUACAACAUCAGAUGUUGGCAACUGAGAGCUCAAAUCAAGAAUAUGCAAGGAUGCUUCUAGAUCUGCAGACCAAAUCAGCACUUAAAGAAGCAGAAAUUAAAGAAAUCACCGUUUCUUCUCUUGAAAAAAUAACUGAUUUGCAGAACCAACUCAAACAACAAGGUGAAUCCUAUAAGAAACAACAGGAAGAGGAAGAAGCAAGAGAAACCGGAAAAGAAAACACAAUAGCAGAAUUAACUGAGGAAAUGAACAAGUGGCGUCUCCUUUAUGAAGAGCUAUAUAAUAAAACAAAACCUUUUCAGCUACAACUGGAUGCAUUUGAAGCAGAGAAACAGGCUUUGUUGAAUGAGCAUGGUGAAGCUCAGGAACAACUUAAUAAACUAAGAGAUUCCUAUGCUAAAUUAUUGGGUCAUCAGAAUCUAAAGCAAAAAAUCAAGCAUGUUGUGAAAUUGAAAGAUGAAAAUAGCCAGCUCAAAUCGGAGAUGUCAAAACUCCGCUGUCAGCUCACUAAAAAAAAACAAAGUGAGGCAAAGCUUCAGGAGGAAUUGAAUAAAGUUCUGGGCAUCAAACGCUUUGACCCUUCGAAAGCUUUUCAUCAUGAAAGUAAAGAAAAUUUUGCUCCCAAAACCCCAUUAAAAGAAGGGAAUACAAACUGCUACUGAGUGCCCAUGGAGUUUCCAGAAUCAUGCAAAAUAAGCCUCUGGAAAACCUGUUGAAGAUGAUUUUAUUCUUAUUAUUUGUGAUGUUGUUGUGUUAUCAUUAUGUUUAUGAUAUAUAUUCCUUGAUGUUGUAUUUAAUAGUAACUGCCUAUCCUAGGUAUGUGAAAGGAAGUUCAAUGUUUAUACUACUGUGUCUUCUGAAAUGUUAUUUGCUCUUAUCAGUACCUCCUCCUUUAUGCUCACUUUUAUCACCUUUUGCUAAACCUUUUAACUGACUUUCUAGCUUUACAACUCAUCACAUGAAGUCAACGUUCCUUUAUAAAUCACUUUCCUGACUAUUCCUCUGUUCUGAAGCCUUAGAUGGCUUCAAGAUUUGAGUCCCCAGGUUUAUGUUCAAAUACCAGAAACCUUUUCUCAUUUUAACUUCUUACAAGACCAAAACACCUCGGCUUUGGCUAAAACAGUCUUGUAUCUCCUGUGAUUCUCCUAGUAAUACUAGCUGGCUGACUGUCCAUUCAUCCAGCUCAAAUUAGACGUAAAGACAAACUUGCCUUUAUAGUAAACUCUGUGUCUCUUUUCAGAGUCUGUAAAUAGGUCGAUAAUGUGAUUCUUAGACCCCAGCCCAGUCUAUUGAAUUAAAAUUUGGGGUUUGACUCAGAAUGCAUUUUCAACAAACUCUGCAGCUAAUUCUUACAUACACUAAAAAUCUGAGAAACUCUGCUUAUAAAUUCUUUAGCGAACUAUUCUUAUACUGCUUGCCCUUUAUCUGACCUCUGUGUUUGGUUAAUAUUUGUGUAAUAUGAAAUAAAAUCACGUAGCAGGUCAUUUAUCCAAUAUUCAGCUUGAAUAUAUGAAGUUACCGUAAUGCUUCUAUUUAAGGUAUAUUUAUUGUCUCUGCCCUCCCCAUCCCACCUGACUCCUAAAAUCUGAAUUAAAUGCUGUUUAGAAAAUGUAAUUCUCUUUCUGAAAUAUUUGAGUUACACAGUCAUGAUAUUAUAAGCCACUUAUAAUGUUUCUGCAUUGAUGCACCCAACAGAGACUAUUAUAGUUAAGCUAGCUUUUUCUUAAUA